AUGGCACAGGUUUCUGAACAGAGUUGGCAAGUACUAGAACAACUGAGAACACAGCAUCGUCUCCAAGACCCCAAGUAUAAUUAUUGCAGAAGGAUAAUUUCCAAGUGGAUCUUCAUAAAGGCAAUGCAGUAUGACCCAGCAAAAAUGAAUUCAAGCCCCCAGAGAGAAGGGCUCCUGCUUGAGCUUGGGGAGAGAGAAGCUCGAUUCUUACCCAUUGCUGUUUUAGCCAUUGUAGGGAUGUGCACGCGUGGAGCGGUGGCGAAGGCAAAGGAGAAGGGUCCUGCUGCCGUGUGCCAUCCCUAUACAUUCUUCAGCUCUCUUGGAGGACAGGGCCUUCAGUCAUGGCAUAAUGUCUCUAACAGCUACAAUUGGCAGGUCAGCGAGAUCUAUUGCACUUAUGAGCACAAAACAAAACACUCGUUCUACUGUCCUCCUUUCUCACUCUCUGGUGAGCGUGCCUUCCUGACAGAAAGGAAUGUAAUCAGGCAUCUUGGGGGCCGCAAGAGGCUCAGCGUCCAGCGGAAAACCAAGGAGGAUGAGAAGGACGACAAGCCCAUCCGAGCUCUGGAUGAAGAGGAUAUUGCCUUACUGAAAACUUACAGCCAGAGUACGUACUCUAGACAGAUCAAGCAGGUUGAAGAUGACAUUCAACAACUUCUCAAAAAAAUUAAUGAGCUCACUGGUAUCAAAGAGUCCGACACUGGCCUGGCUCCACCAGCCCUCUGGGACCUGGCCGCAGAUAAACAGACACUUCAGAGUGAGCAGCCGCUGCAGGUAGCGAGGUGUACGAAGAUAAUCAAUGCUGAUUCAGAGGACCCCAAGUACAUUAUCAAUGUGAAGCAGUUUGCCAAGUUUGUGGUGGAUCUCAGUGAUCAGGUGGCGCCUACUGACAUUGAGGAAGGGAGGAGAGUUGGUGUGGACAGAAAUAAAUACCAAAUUCACAUUCCACUACCUCCUAAGAUUGUCCCAACAGUUACCAUGAUGCAGGUGGAGGAGAAGCCUGACGUCACCUACAGUGAGGACGUUGGUGGCUGUAAGGAGCAGGUCGAGAAGCUGCGAGAAGUGGUUGAAACCCCUCUGCUCCACCCAGAGAGAUUUGUUAACCUUGGGAUUGAACCUCCGAAAGGUGUGCUGCUGUUUGGCCCCCCGGGCACGGGCAAGACGCUCUGUGCUAGAGCCGUCGGGGAGGGUGCCCGAAUGGUUCGUGAGCUUUUUGAAAUGGCCAGAACGAAAAAAGCCUGCCUUAUUUUCUUUGAUGAAAUUGAUGCCAUUGGAGGGGCUCGGUUUGAUGAUGGCGCUGGGGGAGACAAUGAGGUGCAGAGAACAAUGUUGGAGCUCAUCAACCAGCUGGAUGGUUUUGAUCCUCGAGGCAACAUCAAAGUCCUGAUGGCGACCAACCGACCUGAUACUUUGGAUCCAGCGCUGAUGAAGCCGGGGAGAUUGGACAGAAAAAUUGAGUUUAGCUUACCUGAUUUAGAGGGUCCGCACAUCUUUAAGAUUCACGCUCGCUCAAUGAGUGUUGAAAGAGACAUUAGGUUUGAGCUGCUAGCCCGACUGUGUCCAAUCAGCACUGGAGCAGAGAUUAGGAGCGUGUGUACAGAAGCUGGUAUGUUUGCAAUCCGAGCACGGCGAAAAAUUACUACAGAGAAGGACUUCUUGGAAGCUGUAAAUAAGGUCAUCAAGUCUUACGCCAAAUUCAGCGCCACUCCCGGCUACAUGACAUACAACUGA
Messenger RNA from Arvicola amphibius (Eurasian water vole), 1731 nucleotides. Its product is annotated as 26S proteasome regulatory subunit 7-like. Gene Ontology annotation, biological process: proteasome-mediated ubiquitin-dependent protein catabolic process. The record is from RefSeq and is a predicted model, not a curated record. Lineage: Eukaryota; Metazoa; Chordata; Mammalia; Rodentia; Cricetidae. Gene Ontology annotation, molecular function: proteasome-activating activity; ATP hydrolysis activity; ATP binding. Gene Ontology annotation, cellular component: proteasome regulatory particle, base subcomplex.